GUAAAGAAACCCUUUUCAUUUCUCAUAUUACCUUAGCUAAAGAUUUGCUUCAAUCUAAAAACAAAAUGGCUCCUGAAUUAGAUAUGGCUAAUGUUAAAGCUGUUGUCUCUACUGUUGCCUCUGUUGCUGCUACAGCAAUGCUAGUUCGUAGCAUAGCAAAUGAUUUCAUUCCAAAAGAAUUCCGAAGCUACAUUUUUGACAGCUUCCCCGAUAUCUUUCGUCGUUUCUCUUCUCAAUUCACCGUUCUUAUCCAUGAAUUUCAAGGACCAUCCCCGAACCUGGUGUUCGAGGCAGUAGAAGUUUAUUUAGGAACCAUAGCGAACUCUUCAGCUAAAAGUAUUCGAUUAGGGAAGACUGAGAAUGACAAGAAUCUUGUCAUUACAAUGGACAAAGACGAAGAGAUAAUCGAUGUUUUUGAGAAUAUUAAGGUAACAUGGAGAAUGGAGUGUAGACGUAUCGAGUCAGGUAGCCAGAACGACGAGAUAAAAGAUAUGAUUGCUGCAUUAAGUUCUGAACUUAGAUGUUAUGAGCUGAGUUUUCACAAGAAACACAAGGAAAUGGUAAUGAAAUCGUAUUUGCCUUACAUUAUGGAAAGAUCAAAGGCAACGAAAGAAGAAUCCAGGGCUAUAAAAUUGUAUUCAAAUUUCAGAAACUGGGGUUCUGAUGGUAUGAAUCUUGAACAUCCUAUGACAUUUGACACUCUGGCUAUGGAGGAAGAGAUCAAGAACGUGCUAAUUGAUGACUUGGCCAGUUUUGUUAAGGGGAAAGAGUACUACAACCGGAUUGGGAAAGCUUGGAAACGAGGCUAUUUGUUAUAUGGUCCUCCUGGAACUGGUAAAUCGAGUUUGAUUGCUGCUAUGGCGAAUCAUUUGAACUAUGAUAUCUACGAUUUGGAUCUUACAGAAGUUCGUAGCAAUUCAAAUCUAAGGUCGUUGUUACUUGGCAUGUCUGGUCGUUCCAUACUUGUGAUCGAGGACAUUGACUGCAGUAUCAAGCUAGAAAACAGAGAAAAGGAGGAAGAAAAGGAAAAUAAGCACAAUAGGGUGACACUGUCGGGAAUACUUAAUUUUCUUGACGGGAUUUGGUCGUGUUGUGGAGAGGAACGGAUAAUCGUUGUCACUACCAAUCACAUAGAUAAACUAGAUGCAGCAUUGCUCCGGCCGGGUAGAAUGGAUAUGCACAUUUACAUGUCAUAUUGCAAGUUAUCCUCUUUCAAGCAACUGGUUUUCAAUUACUUGAGGAUUCAGGAACAUAAAUUGUUUGAUAAGAUUGGACAACUCUUAGAAGCAGUGGAGGUUACUCCUGCAGAAGUUGCAGGAGAACUGUUAAAAAGCACGAAUCCAAAUAUAUCUCUUCAAAGUCUUAUUGAAUUUCUUCAAAACAAAAUUGCAGAAAAUAAGAUGAAAGCUGAGAUGGAUUUGACAUUGCAGAAUGAGAAACCAGAGGAAGAACCAAAGGAUACAACAAAUUCUGAAUCUACACUUGACUCUUCUGAGGAUCUCACUCACGUUGUUAAUCUCUAGAUAAAGAUGGAGGCAUGUUUCAUCUCACAGCGCAGAGGCGGAGCUAGCCUAUUAGGUGCGGGUUCGGCCAGUCAUUUUUGUUUAAACACUGUAUUUGUAUUAAAAAAUUUAUUAAAUAUAUAUAAAUAUGUAACUAAGACGAGUUAUGGGUUC
This is a messenger RNA of Nicotiana tabacum (common tobacco), 1676 nucleotides long. Its product is annotated as AAA-ATPase At3g50940. Gene Ontology annotation, molecular function: ATP hydrolysis activity; ATP binding. The record is from RefSeq and is a predicted model, not a curated record. NCBI's taxonomy places the organism in Eukaryota, Viridiplantae, Streptophyta, Magnoliopsida, Solanales, Solanaceae.